Messenger RNA from Drosophila bipectinata, 2593 nucleotides. RefSeq names its product Ribonucleoside diphosphate reductase large subunit (gene RnrL). The record is from RefSeq and is a predicted model, not a curated record. Gene Ontology annotation, biological process: DNA replication; deoxyribonucleotide biosynthetic process. Gene Ontology annotation, cellular component: ribonucleoside-diphosphate reductase complex. Lineage: Eukaryota; Metazoa; Arthropoda; Insecta; Diptera; Drosophilidae. Gene Ontology annotation, molecular function: ribonucleoside-diphosphate reductase activity, thioredoxin disulfide as acceptor; ATP binding.
UGUAACUUGGCGCCUUUUUGUGUUGACUACAAGCAUUCCUUAGCUCUCAUAUUAUUGUGAAAUAAAUAACUAAAUAUGUUGAAAAAUAAGACACUGAAGAGCUCAAAGCUCUACGUUAUUAAAAGAGAUGGCAGGCAGGAGGAAGUACACUUUGAUAAAAUAACCUCUCGAAUUCAAAAGCUUUGUUAUAACUUAAAUAUGGAUUUUGUUGAUCCCGUUACCAUUACAUUACAAGUUAUUAAUGGUCUUUACUGCGGAGUGACCACGCAGGAGCUGGACAACUUGGCCGCUGAAAUCUCGGCUGGAUUGACCUGUAAUCACGCUGACUAUGCCAUCUUGGCAGCUCGUAUUGCAGUCUCCAAUUUGCACAAGGAAACCAGAAAGGUCUUCUCUGAUGUGUUUGAGGCUCUUUAUACCAAUGUCAAUAAAGAGACUAAUCUCAGAGCACCUUUGGUGUCGGAAUUCCACUACAACGUGGUGAAAAAGAAUGCCGAUCGCCUGAACUCGUCUAUAAUUUAUGAUCGUGACUUUGGUUACAACUACUUUGGAUUCAAGACUCUGGAGCGUUCGUACCUCCUUAAAAUCAAUGGUAAAAUCGCCGAGCGACCCCAGCACAUGCUUAUGCGCGUGGCAAUCGGAAUCCAUGGAGAAGACAUCGAUGCUGCCGUGGAGACGUACAACUUGCUUUCGGAGCGUUAUUUCACGCACGCUUCGCCAACGCUAUUUGCCGCUGCCACAAAUCGUCCCCAGCUAUCGUCUUGUUUUCUCCUGACCAUGACUUCCGACUCGAUUGAGGGUAUCUUCAAGUCAGUUGAGCAAUGCGCCAUGAUCUCCAAGUCUGCGGGUGGUAUUGGUCUUAAUGUCCAUUGUAUUCGUGCAAAGGGUACUUCCAUUUGCGGAACCAACGGCACUUCCAAUGGUCUGGUUCCUAUGCUGAGAGUCUUUAACAACGUGGCACGAUAUGUGGAUCAGGGUGGUGGCAAGCGGCCGGGAGCCUUUGCCAUUUAUCUAGAGCCCUGGCAUUCGGAUGUUUUUGAGUUUCUGGACCUUAAGAAGAAUACUGGCAAGGAAGAGCAUCGAGCCCGUGAUUUGUUCUAUGCCCUGUGGAUACCAGAUCUCUUCAUGAAACGAGUGGAGGCCAAUGAGGACUGGUCGCUUUUCUGUCCCCACAAAUGCCCUGGACUUCAUGAUGUGUGGGGCGAUGAGUUUGAAAAGCUAUAUGUGAAAUACGAACAGGAGGGACGCGCAAACCGAACUGUAAAAGCACAGUCCUUGUGGUUCGCCAUCAUUGAGUCGCAAGUGGAGACUGGCAAUCCUUACAUGCUGUUCAAGGACUCGUGCAACCGAAAGAGCAACCAACAGAACGUGGGCACCAUUAAAUGCAGUAAUCUGUGCACGGAAAUUGUCGAGUACUCUUCGCCCGACGAGAUUGCAGUUUGCAAUUUGGCAUCGAUCGCUCUCAAUAUGUUUGUGACGCCAGAGAAGACGUAUGACUUCAAAAAACUGAAGGAGGUCACCAAGACCGUGGCCAGAAACCUCAAUAAGAUAAUAGAUAUAAACUUUUAUCCACUGCCGGAGGCCAAGAAGUCCAAUUUAAGGCAUCGUCCUAUUGGCAUCGGCGUUCAGGGUCUGGCUGACGCGCUGAUUCUUAUGCGUUAUCCCUACGAAAGCGAGGAGGCCAGCCUCUUGAACCAACAGAUCUUUGAAACCAUUUACUUUGGAGCCCUGGAAGCCAGUUGCGAACUGGCCCAAAGGGACGGCACCUAUGAAACUUAUGAAGGAAGUCCGGUCAGUAAGGGAAUUCUGCAGUACGACAUGUGGGAUAAAACGCCGACAGAUCUUUGGGACUGGAAAGGUCUGAAGGAGUCCAUCAAAAAACAUGGAGUUAGAAACUCCCUUUUGGUGGCUCCGAUGCCCACAGCAUCGACUGCUCAAAUUAUGGGUAAUAACGAAUCCUUCGAGCCCUAUACAACAAAUAUUUAUACAAGACGCGUACUCUCUGGCGAGUUCCAAGUGGUCAACCAUCAUUUGCUGAGGGAUUUGACGGAGCUGGAUUUGUGGGACGAUGACAUGAAGAAUCAGAUCAUAUCCAGCAGGGGAUCCAUUCAAAAUAUUGAAUCAAUUCCCCAAAAGGUCCGAGACCUUUACAAAACAGUUUGGGAAAUCUCAGUUAAAUCAACAAUUAAAAUGGCCGCAGAUCGCGGUGCGUUUAUAGAUCAGAGCCAAUCCUUCAAUAUCCAUGUGGCAGAGCCAAACUAUGGAAAGCUCACAUCCAUACAUUUCUACUCCUGGAAAGCUGGUCUUAAAACCGGAAUGUACUACUUGCGCACAAAGCCAGCUGCCAACGCCAUUCAGUUUACCGUCGACAAGAAAAUGAGUGGUCUCAAGAUAAACGGCCAGAAUGGCAUCAAGGAGGAAAGCGUUCAGGACUAUGAAUCUGAAAGGGAAAAGAAAAUGGCGGAUAUGGUGUGCUCACUAGAAAAUAAGGAUGCAUGCAUGUCCUGCGGCUCUUAAAAACUUAAACCUAAGGUAAACUACUAUUUUAUUAUAUUAUGUAUUCAAUUUGAAAUAAAUAUAAAUUAUGGAUUCAAAU